This is a messenger RNA of Hibiscus syriacus, 1152 nucleotides long. Its product is annotated as probable cysteine protease RD19D. Gene Ontology annotation, cellular component: lysosome. The transcript has 4 exons. Gene Ontology annotation, molecular function: cysteine-type endopeptidase activity. Lineage: Eukaryota; Viridiplantae; Streptophyta; Magnoliopsida; Malvales; Malvaceae. The coding region runs from base 1 to 1152 and encodes 383 amino acids. The record is from RefSeq and is a predicted model, not a curated record.
AUGAAACCCGUAGGGAAAAGCUCAACUCCGACCGGCACCACCGUAGCCAUCGGAAUCUUAACCUGGACCCUAAUCUUCUCUUCCAGCUUAGCUCUCCUCGAAACCCCACAAGAACCAACCAUACUCCAAGUCACAGACGAUCCAAAUAUCCCGAUUCUCGACACCAAAUUCUCGAGAAAUCAUGUCCACAAUCAGUUCAGAGUGUUCAUCGAAACGUACGGGAAGAACUACUCGACCAGGAAGGAGUACAUGCACCGCCUCGGGAUCUUUGCCAAGAACUUGGUGAGGGCUGCUGAGCAUCAGAUGCUCGAUCCUACGGCCGUGCAUGGGGUCACUCGGUUUUCCGAUCUAUCCGAGGAGGAAUUCGAGAGUCUUUACACCGGGUUCAAGGGGCCGGUGAUGGCGUCACCGUUGAUGGAUGGCAACGGUGUUGUAGCGGAGAAGUUGGAGGUUGAUGGGUUGCCUGAGAGCUUUGAUUGGAGAGAAAAAGGAGCUGUAACUGAGGUCAAGACGCAGGGUGCAUGUGGAUCAUGUUGGGCAUUUAGCACAACGGGGGCCAUGGAAGGAGCCAAUUUCAUAGCAACCGGGAAACUUCUAAACCUAAGUGAACAACAGCUUGUUGAUUGUGAUCACGUGUGCGAUAUAAAGCGAAAGGACACAUGCGACAACGGUUGCGGCGGAGGCCUAAUGACGAAUGCCUAUAAGUAUUUGAUCGAGGCAGGAGGCUUAAUGGAGGAGAGUGCAUACCCAUAUACGGGGAGACAAGAUGAAUGCAGGUUCAAACCCGACAAAAUAGCCGUUAAAGUUGCGAAUUUCACUAACAUCCCCAUUGAUGAAAACCAAAUCGCAGCAAAUUUAGUCCAUCGCGGCCCUUUAGCCGUGGGGUUGAAUGCUGUCUUCAUGCAAACCUACAUAGGUGGGGUAUCGUGCCCAAUAAUAUGUGGGAAGAGAUGGCUGAACCAUGGAGUACUACUGGUGGGCUAUGGUGCAAAAGGGUUCUCCAUCUUGAGACUUGGAAAUCAGCCAUAUUGGAUCAUCAAGAACUCAUGGGGCAAAACAUGGGGAGAACAUGGCUAUUAUCGCCUUUGUCGAGGCCACGCCAUGUGCGGCAUCAACACGAUGGUCUCAGCAGUGGCAACCCAAAUCUAUUGA